AUGACUCAUGUAACAUAUAAUAUUUCAAAUAUUUUGUCUGCUUAUGUGAAUCAUUGUAGUACUGGUGAUAAAACAUAUGCAUGGCUACAGUCACGAAUCGAUGAUUUAAUCUCUGAUUAUAAAGGCAGAUUAGCUGUCCGAAUUCCACCUGUACGUUCUAAACGAGAUCUACUUGGAAAUUUAGCAGGUCUCUUCGGCUCCGUUAAUUCAAUUGCCAACACUUACAAAAUAACUGGUCAAUCACAAUUUUCAACAUGGUUGGCAAACCAGGUGGCCACUGGUUUUCAGCACCUCAGCAAUAGUAAUGAAAACAUUAUCAAAGCGGUUAGAUCUGAAGCGCAGGCGCUUCUAUUGAUCAGCCACACAUUAUUCAAUCAGACCCGUACCAUCGAACGGGACUUAGCCUGCAGAUCAUAUGCUCAAGAUUUAUUCACUGUUGCUAGACAAGAGAUUCUAGACUUGCGUCUUCUUAAAACACCUAGACAUGCUUUAAAUGAUCUUAUUGAGAUUUUGGAUUUACAUAGGUGGUUUGCAUCUGAAAAAAUGAAGGACAUUAAAUAUUCAGAAUUGUUAUCAACUUUAAUGUUGUAUACUGGAAAGGAAUGUGCCGGAUGUAUUGGGUUUUUUGUCAGUUUUCCUUUAAUACACCCAGAUCAAAUUUUUCAAAAUUCCACAACUAUACGUUCUAUAGGCAUGGUAGUAAAAAAUCAGAUCAUUAAAUGGGAUCAUUUAACAGGUUAUAUGACUUUGAAAAGAAAUGAGACCUUAUUUACCACUCGCACCUGUUGUCAUGAAACUUCAAGUUAUGUCAUUUGUACUUGUAACACUUUACAACCAUUCUCUCCUAAUGAUACUAAGCUUAUUAAUGUUCAGUCAUUACAUGGUCAUGCAGAUGCUGUACAGGUUUCGCAAUCACAGUGGUGUGUCAUCAGUGAGAUGAAUUCUUUCACCUAUGGAGGUCUGACUUGUCCGUCAAACCAUACUUUUUGUCUUGAGGUAACUGAGGACUUUUCAAUGGGUCAGAUAAAUAUCCUGGGGAGGAUUCCACUUGACAUAGAUGUUUCUCCCUGGUGGGAGGACACCUUCUACGAACACAGCACACAGACUUUGACUGAAACAAUGGAGUUAGUCCAACGGACUAUUCUACAGACUGAGUAUCAUCUUAAUCAGGCUCAGGUGGAAACAAACCUGGCCAAAGGAACAGCAAAGCUACUGUCAAGUUCAUCUACACGGUCUGCACAGUAUGUAUACACCUGGUGGGACUGGGUGUUCCGUGGAUGCGUGAUUGGCAGUGGUUUUAUUCUCAUGUUUACAAUACUCCAGUGUUGUUAUUUCAGGUAUAUGAUUCGAUCGUUGAAGGAAUCCAUCAACAAUGUGCUAACACUUGGACCUUUACAGGUGCCUGCAUUUCAAAGACUUUUACAGUAA
Messenger RNA from Paramisgurnus dabryanus, 1428 nucleotides. The record is from RefSeq and is a predicted model, not a curated record. Lineage: Eukaryota; Metazoa; Chordata; Actinopteri; Cypriniformes; Cobitidae.